This is a messenger RNA of Aphanomyces invadans, 2575 nucleotides long. RefSeq lists its product as hypothetical. The record is from RefSeq and is a predicted model, not a curated record. NCBI's taxonomy places the organism in Eukaryota, Oomycota, Saprolegniomycetes, Saprolegniales, Verrucalvaceae. Gene Ontology annotation, biological process: signal transduction. The transcript is spliced from 13 exons. The coding region runs from base 6 to 2492 and encodes 828 amino acids.
UGUGGAUGUUCACUGAGGAAAAAGGCGCGCGGAUGAGGCUGAUGCGAUGGAAGCUAGCGGCGCGCAAGACGACUGCAGUGCCUUCCCAUGAGGAACUGCCCAAGAUAUCCGUUCAGGCGGCACGGUUGCUGAUGGACCUCGUUGGGUACUUGGACAAGCUGUAUUGGCACGAAGAAUGCUUGUACGACACAAAGGGGACCAUGUCACCCAAAGUCGAAGAGCUAUUCAUGGCAUUCCAACAACUCACAACGUCGACGGCUACGUUCACUAACUUAGCCAUGUACCCUCCCCAUGUCAUUGCAACUACGAUCAAGAAGAUAUUGCAACGAUACCAACCUUUACUGACUUACACACGGUCCCAUGCCCUCAUGAUCGAAGCCAAACUUACUCCGGACUCGAUUGCAGCCCACUUGAGCAAGAUCCGUGGCACCAAUCGCGAUGUCUUGCGUGUAUUGCUCUGUCAUUGGAAGCGCAUUUCCGAGCACAAGCACAUGAAGGGAGAUGCGUCUCGACUGGCCCAAAGCGUGGGCGUGUUGACCGUGCGACCUACAGAAGAUCUGCAAACACUAGGCCAGCGAGCUGUCCUGAAAGCGAGGAUACGGAUCGCACGAGAGCUCAUUCGCGGCGCCAAGUCGUGGCCGUACGGGGCCGCGGCGAUACCGAAUGUCCCCACGAAGAUUUCAUCCGCUGACUGGACGUCGGAAGGUUUCAACUACGCCAUAAAACUGGUGUGGUAUCCCGAGGAUGGUGUGACGUAUGACGAAGAUCGCCUUCGGGCGCAAUUGACACCCCACUGCGCGAUCCACUCUAUUGCGAUGCACCCAACAAAGCCAAAAGCUCGCGUCGCGGUGCAUCUCAAGAAAGCCAAAGCGCUCGAUAAAAUUGUGGUGAAGUUGCAGUCCAAAGCACAAUUGCACGUUGUUCAUGUCCAAAUCCUGGCCAACAUGCCAGUGGGCGAUGGCGUUCCGGUAGCAGAUAAUGUUGUGUCGCCGCCCGAUCGCGUCGACGUCGUGGAGCCUGUGGAUAUCCCACCAGUGGAGGAGAUCUCAGAGAAACCUGGACAUAUUCCGAUUGUUGAGCCCAUUCCAGCGACCACGCUGCUUCGUGCCGACCGCUUCAAGGACCAAGCAUCGAUGGAAGCCGAGGAUGUUCUAUGCAUGCAACUAUUUCCAGAAGCAGCACCGGUCGUCAUGGCAGCGUCGUUUUCAACCCAAACCAACCACGUUGUGUGCGUCGACGCGAUCAUGCAGACGGAUGGAAUGGCCGACACAGAGCAGCACAACGAAGUGUCUGCCCAAACGGAACCUCUUGAUCACAGCGACGUCGUCAUCGACAUGGUGCCUCGCGUUCGCCGGGUCAUCGAGGUCCUGGAAACGACGACUGCAUCCGUGGCCGACUGCUCAACCAACGAAACGAUUCGUGCAAUGCAUCAAGCGCAAGUUCAAGUCCUGCACAUGCUGGAGUCCAUUGUGAAGAACGCCACUCCCGUGGCAAAGACGUCCUCGGCGACAUUUAAUCGUGAUGACACGGAGCUGUUGGAAUACCGGCACGCGCUGGACGCCCAUUUGAAGUCCAAGGCAACGGUGCUCGAAGCCGAGGUUCUGGCCGCGCAGGAACUGCUACGUAUGCACAAAGCGCAAACUACCCAACAAAUGGAAAGUUGGCAAGUGGAGGCAGUAACUCUUCGCAUGGUGGCACUCGAGGCCGAGAGGCAAUCCAUGGAACUGCGCGAGGAGCUGCGAUCCACGCGCAGCGAGUUGGCAUGCCAAUUGGCAAUGUUGUCACAUCUCAAGCGGGACAAUGCGGCGCUGCAGGAGAAGCUUCUGCUGGUCGAGACCAAAGCAGAAUGCCUUGAACGAGAUACCACAGACCAGAAAGCACAACUAGUGCAUUUGCAAGAUGUGGCGGCCAAGGCGCAAUUGCGUGUCGAAGCAUACAAGGCGAUAGCACCAAGUUUCGAUCAGGCAGACAAAAUGGCGCGGAAUGAAGCGACCUCUCAACCAGACGCAACACCGAAGCCAUCGUCCGUCGACGUGUUGAUUCAACUGAAGGAAGAAAUGAGCCAGCGGCUACAAACUCAAAUCGACUACACCAAAGCCACGAUUGACGCCAUGGACAAGCAAGAUCCAACAAGCGUUCACUUGAUCGACCAGCAGCGCCAACUCUCGACGCUCGUGACAGGGCUUGUGAACGGCGACAAGACUGGAUCGACGGCUUCCCAACAAGCGAUGGAGAUAUCCCGCGAGAAAUUGAACCAUCUAUCGGACGCCAUGUCGUUUCCCCGGGCACACCGAGCAGCUUUCGACUCGCACCAACGGCACGUUGCACGUCCGCCACUGUCUACAACGACACGACAGUGGAUAUCGCAAAUCUACGCUCAAGCGGCCCCUCCAAGAAUGUCCAAGGCAAACCCAGACUCAUUGAACGCGGCGCGACUGUCGCUGCAAAAUUUUCACCAUGUCGUGGGCUACACAUCCAUCCCGAACGCAUAACAAGAAUCGAUGGCAGAGCUCCAUCUUCUAGGCGCCAUGCCUACAGAGGCUGUAAUUGAAUGUCAGUUGCACUGACGCUCUCA